Messenger RNA from Salmo salar (Atlantic salmon), 7775 nucleotides. RefSeq names its product Rho guanine nucleotide exchange factor 4 (gene arhg4). The record is from RefSeq and is a predicted model, not a curated record. Gene Ontology annotation, molecular function: guanyl-nucleotide exchange factor activity; protein binding. Gene Ontology annotation, biological process: intracellular signal transduction. Lineage: Eukaryota; Metazoa; Chordata; Actinopteri; Salmoniformes; Salmonidae.
AGUAGUCCUCCCACCACAGAGAGGAGUAGUCCACCCACCACAGAGACAGAGAGGAGUAGUCCACCCACCACAGAGAGAGAGAGGAGUAGUCCACCCACCACAGAGCCAGAGAGGAGUAGUCCUCCCACCACAGUGAAAUACAACCCAGCACCACACAGUUUAGAAACCACAGGGAAGGUCCAUUCAGCCAGUCCAUGUGUGGGUAUCCCCAACGGACCUGUCACAAAGACCCAGCCUCAGGCCUUCCUCAGUGCUACAGAGACUCACGGUGAAGCAUGCGGAUCAUGUGCCCACUGCCAGGAAGAGCACAAGGUGUGUGUCACAACCAGGAACUCAGCAGAGCCACCUGAACCGUCAGGGACAGAGGAGACGGUGAAUGGGAUCUGUUCAAUGAUGUCGUCUGUGGAGGCUGGACAUCCUUUUGAGGAGGGACUUACUGUAGAGGUGGGACUUCCUCCCUUGCUAGACACCCGUGGGCCCAUACCUCUUUCCAACAUCCUGUCACCUGAUCUGUCUCUCUCACCAUCGCAAAACAGGAAGGGGAUCAACCAAUUGGAAUCCCAGUUAGCCUCACCUGUCCCAGCUCCUGGGCUAGGCGGUGAAGGAAUUACAGAGAUACGAACACAGAGCAUUAGUUCACGACCCCUGAAGAAGGAUGCCGUUCAAACCCAGGGCCUAAUCCCUGAGCUCCAGGACCAGGGGGACUCCAGCACAGAGACACCCAGGGACAGUGAGCACUCACCUGGGGAGAGUACGAGGGAUGAGGGCUGGCUGGGGGAAGGUUACACCUCCGUAGAGCUCCAACCUGCUUCUGCUCAUCCCCAGUCUGACGCUGUGAGGUGGAGUGAGGAAUGCCUGCCCCCCCAUCCACACUCCCUCCCCCACAUAGACUGGCCACCUCCCUCUGACAAGUCAGGAUCAGAAGACUCAGAACACUCACAGCUGUUAUCAAAGACAUCGACUAGUGAGGACAGGACAGGACCAACCCAUUCCCUGUCCGGGGUGAGAGAGGAGGAGAAAGAAGAAGAAGAUUGUAAUGUUUACAGUCAACAGAAGCAGGCAGUAGAAAGCACAUCCUGCCCUGAAUCAGCACAGCCAAACACUGUUAUAACAGCGGAGUUCUCUGACCAUACAGACACUGACUCUAACCAUGUUGGGUUGUCAAGCACAGAGGAGACGGAGGACGCUAUAUUCCCCUAUAGUCCUACAGGAGUCUUCAUAGAGAUCACUAGUGAUCUGUAUGUUGACCUCUGCACACAGGGUGUUUCUAGUGACAUAGGCCAAGGGUCAACCCAACCUACAGAGACUGAGCCUCUUCAGGGAGACAGCACAGAACCCCCUGCCUUAGAUCAGGAGGCUGUACCACUGAGAAGGAUAGAGAUAACUGUGGGAGCGGACUUUCCUGUUAUCGUGGGAACAGACUCUCCUGUUAUCGUGAGAACAGACUCUCCUGUUAUCGUGGGAACAGACUCUCCUGUUAUCGUGGGAACAGACUCUCCUGUUAUCGUGGGAACAGACUCUCCUGUUAUCGUGGGAACAGACUCCCCUGUUAUCGUGGGAACAGACUCUCCUGUUAUCGUGAGAACAGACUCUCCUGUUAUCGUGGGAACAGACUCUCCUGUUAUCGUGGGAACAGACUCCCCUGUUAUCGUGGGAACAGACUCUCCUGUUAUCGUGGGAACACUCUCUCCUGUUAUCGUGGGAACAGACUCUCCUGUUAUCGUGAGAACAGACUCUCCUGUUAUCGUGGGAACACUCUCUCCUGUUAUCGUGGGAACACUCUCUCCUGUUAUCGUGGGAACAGACUCUCCUGUUAUCGUGGGAACAGACUCUCCUGUUAUCGUGGGAACAGACUCUCCUCUUAUCGUGGGAACAGACUCUCCUCUUAUCGUGGGAACAGACUCUCCUGUUAUCGUGGGAACAGACUCUCCUGUUAUCGUGGGAACAGACUCUCCUGUUAUCGUGGGAACAGACUCUCCUGUUAUCGUGGGAACAGACUCUCCUGUUAUCGUGGGAACAGACUCUCCUGUUAUCGUGGGAACAGACUCUCCUGUUAUCGUGGGAACAGACUCUCCUGUUAUCGUGGGAACAGACUCUCCUGUUAUCGUGGGAACAGACUCCCCUGUUAUCGUGGGAACAGACUCUCCUGUUAUCGUGGGAACAGACUCUCCUGUUAUCGUGGGAACAGACUCUCCUGUUAUCGUGGGAACAGACUCUCCUGUUAUCGUGGGAACAGACUCUCCUGUUAUCGUGGGAACAGACUCCCCUGUUACCGUGGGAACAGACUCCCCUGUUACCGUGGGAGCAGAUUCCCCUGUUACCGUGGGAACAGACUCCCCUGUUACCGUGGGAACAGACUCUCCUGUGUGUAAAGAACAAGUCCGUAGCCGCCGGGAUCACCUAGAGAUCCACCACAGGUUCCCUGAGCCUCCCUCUCCCUGCCCUGUGCCACCCUCAAUCCUUUCUCUGUCCUCCAACAACCACGCCAAGGCCAGUGAAAGGUUGUGGUCGGGGUCUCUCUGUACGAGGGGCCAGGUGCCAGAGCAGUGGUCCUCUGAGGUAGAGAUAAAGGUAGCCCACCAGAGCAGGUCAAAGGAGUGUGGGGAUAAAACUGAUGGUGAGUCCCAUUCCCUGACCGAGCCCACAACGUUUACCUCAAACCUCCUGGGGGACACCAAUGAGACUCUGGACAGCACUCUUGAAGACCCCCCUGAGGACUCUGAGAAGUUCCUGUCCCUCGUGGACUACCACCCUUACUGGUGCAGUGACAACUCAGCCGUGUCCUGGCUGGAGGGUGAGUGUCACUUCAGCCUGGCUGAGAUGGAAGAGCUGGAGAGGCUUCAGAGAGAGGGUUACGGAGACGCCCCUAAUCAGAACCAUACAGACUGGAGAGGAGACAUCUCUAACCAUACAGACACUACAGACUGGAGAGAAGACAUCUCUAACCAUACAGACACUACAGGCUGGAGAGAAGACAUCUCUAACCAUACAGACACUACAGACUGGAGAGAAGACAUCUCUAACCAUACAGACACUACAGGCUGUAGGGAGGCUAAUUGUGUUGCAAACAGUCCAACAGGCCUCUCUGAACCCUUAUCUUCCUACCUGGAGACCGGAAGCCUGCUAUUGGACAGUGCGGAGAAGAAGGGCCAGCAGCCCAUUCCCCACCAAUCCCCCAAGCCUCCCUGGGACAGAGACAUACAGGAGUGUAGCAACUCACCUGAGGCUUUAGGAUUAGAGGACAGUUUUUUUACUGAGGACAGCUCAUACAGCUCCUACCUCCAGACCAGCUCUCACCCUGCCCUCCUGCAGCAGGAUUGUGGGGUGAGGAUCGUGAGGUACCCCUAUCCUGACGUCAGUCUCAACCUGCUCUCCCUUAGUAGCCUAGAAACCAUCCUAGAGGCUGAUCCCGACCACUCCCUGGACAACUCUGGGACAGUGGAAGAUGAGACAGGAGAUGAGGAAGAUGAGGAGUGGAGAAAGAUUGUUAGGAUAAGGCCCACUGAGGAGGACAGAGGCACUGUUCUUCUGUCUGGUGACAUCAUCAUAUCCUAUGUGCCCACUUUCAGCCCGUCGUCGUGUCGCCCUGAGGACUUGUCCAGUAUCGAGUCAUCAGAGCACCAGCUAGUCUUGUCGACCUUUGACCCCGAUGACCCCAGGGUCAUGACCUUACCACACGAGAAGGACACCUCGGGCAGCGAGAGAUGCUCCAGUCCCACCUCCACCUCUGUGUCCUACGAUUUUGACACCACCAGCACUAACAGUGAGGAGAUGGAAGAGUCCAUCCUGCCUGUCUCAGGGGGGAACGCCAACCUCCACAAACCCAUGAAGAGCAAAUCUAAAGGCGGCCGGGCGGGGAGCUCCAAGUUCUCUGUCUUCGCCAAGAUGCCUUCUUUCAGGAAGAAGAACAGUCUGAAGAACACCAAGAUGGACAGCUCGUCCUGGGACUCACCCGACCUGGGCCUGGGAAGGGAGCUGAGGGGAGGACAUAGGGGACAGGGGGGAGACACCUCAGACGAUGACAGUGUCUUCUUGACGGUCCAGCAGGCCUUCUCGUCCGGUCCGGUGGGUUGCUACGAGACAGAGGAGGAGGACUACAGCUUCGUCCCCUCCACGCCUCGCUCCAGCCACGUCCGCCUGCUCUUCAGGGAUGGGCCCAGCAGCCCAGACUCCCCCCUGACCUCCCAGCCCGGAGAUCUCAGACACGACCACACUCGGGCCCCCGAGGGCCUGCACGGCUACAAGAGGAGCAAGAGCUCAGACAGCCCCAACCUCCGCAUGCGCAUCGCCCAGGCCCAAAAGUCCCUGUCCAGCCUGUUUGAGUCUCGCUCCAUGGAUAAGGAGAACGAGGAGGAGCAGGGGAGCGUUGAGACAGGGAGUGAAGGGAAGGUGGGGCGAGCCAAACAGUCCUUGAGGAGGCUGAGGGCCAAAGAGGCUGAGCUUGUGAGGAGGACCCUGUCUGUCCCGGUCGGGGAUGGGGUCGAGUUAGAGGACGGUGGGGGUUUGAGAACGCCCAGACAGAUCCACAGUGACUACGCAUCCCGCUCGGCCUCAGGCUCAGCUCUCAGUGUCCCUGGGUCCCCCUCCUCUCUCAAGGCUCUGAAUCUCACCGACCCCCUCACCAAGAGGGGCCUGCAGGACAGUCACAGCGUGGCCGAGGCCGACACCCCACAGGGCUGCAAGUUGGAUGGCCAGAGGAGGAAAGGGAAAGUCCCGCCCAACGGCCUGUCAAUCAACUUAUCAGACUCAGGCCCGCCGUACUCGCAAGACUCUGAGGCUCCGCCCGCGAAUGAAUCCAGCCCCCUGUUGCCCAUGAGCCCCGCCUCCCUGGCUGCAUUAGCCAAUCAGCUGUCCUGGUCCCCAGGGGGAGCCUAUGAGAGCACAGCGUCUAGCAUGGCAGCUACACCAGACACACCAUUGAGACCCAUGAGCCCCAAGCCCCACAGCCCCAGAUCUGCUGCCCAGCACAGGGCUAUCUGCUACCCCCCCACUGCCUCUGGCCGGGCCUCAGUCCUGUCCCUGCUCCUCAUGGGCCAGUCAGCCAGUGUAGAGGGCCUGUCUGACCCGCCAGAGAAGCCCAAGACCCUGAAGCCCCGAGCAGGACCGUUAGGCUCCUCCUCACUCAGUCCAUUGGAGGACAGCGAAGUGGACAGUCUGCUUACUCCUAUGUUCUUCAAACAGUUUGAGACCAGUCAGGAUGGAUGUAGACCAAGCAGCCAGGCAGGGGGAGGAGGGAAGAGGCUAGCAGAGCUGAAGACUCCUGGGUCUGGACCGGACACUACUGCCUUAACCAUCAGACCACCACUAGGCCACAGGCCGGACAGGGAUCCGAGACGCCACCACUGCUGCUCAGAUGACCUGUGGAUCGAAGAGGAAACGAGACGGAAGCGGAAGCUGGCCCAAAUGAAGAGGGGAAGCCUGGGACAACUCAGUCCACACUGUGCUGAAGAGCUCGACAAAUCGCAUGCUCCAGUGUCCCUGUCGACCAUGGAGGCAUUCUCUGGGAUGCUCCUGAAGACCCACUGCUUCUCCCAGAGCACCCCCAUCGGUCUGGACUGUCUGGGCUGGAGACGACGCAUCUCCUACCCCUCGGUGAUAGUACCAGACGGGGGUGGAGAGAAGACCGGUCUGGGGCUGGGUGAUGAUCUAGGCAGUGACGAGGACCUGUAUGAAGAGUUCCGCAGCUCCAGACAUCACUUUGGACACCCAGGGGGAGGAGGGGAACAACUGGCUAUAAAUGAGCUGAUUAGUGACGGGAGCUGUGUGUACGCCGAGGCCCUGUGGGACCAUGUCACUAUGGACGACCAGGAGCUGGGCUUCAAGGCAGGGGAUGUCAUCGAGGUAGUGGAUGCCACCAACAAAGAGUGGUGGUGGGGACGCAUCCUGGACAGUGAGGGCUGGUUCCCAGCCAGCUUCGUCCGGUUGCGUGUGAACCAGGAUGAGCCUAUGGAGGAGUAUCUAGCCCAGCUGGAGGAGGCUGGGGCUGGGGAGAAUGACCAGCCAGGCGUGGGCCUGUUUCUGGGACCAGGCCUGCCUUGUAAGGAACAGAUGAGGGCUAAUGUCAUCAAUGAGAUCAUGAUCACAGAGAGAGACUACAUCAAACACCUCAAAGACAUCUGUGACGGUUACAUCAAGCAGUGCCGUAAGAGGAUAGACAUGUUCACAGAGGAGCAGCUGCUGUGUAUCUUCGGGAACAUCGAGGACAUCUACCGCUUCCAGAAAAGGUUCCUGAAAGGUCUGGAGAAGAGGUUCAACAAGGAGCAGCCGCACCUCAGCGAGAUCGGCUCCUGCUUCCUGGAACAUCAAACAGACUUCCAGAUUUACUCGGAGUACUGUAACAACCACCCCAACGCCUGUGUGCAGUUGUCCCGGCGGAUGAAGACCAACAAGUAUGUGUUCUUCUUCGAGGCUUGUCGUCUGCUCCAGAAGAUGAUUGACAUCUCGCUGGAUGGGUUCCUGCUAACGCCCGUCCAGAAGAUCUGCAAGUACCCUCUGCAGCUGGCCGAGCUACUGAAAUACACCAACCCCCAGCACAGGGACUAUAAGGACGUGGAGGCUGCCUUGAACGCCAUGAAGAACGUGGCCAGGCUAAUCAACGAGAGGAAGCGACGCCUGGAGAACAUCGACAAGAUCGCCCAAUGGCAGCGCUCCAUAGAGGACUGGGAGGGAGAAGAUAUUCUCAGUAAAAGUUCAGAUCUGAUCUUCUCUGGAGAGCUGACGAAGAUCUCCCAGCCUCAGGCUAAGAGCCAGCAGCGCAUGUUCUUCCUCUUCGACCACCAGAUGGUCUAUUGCAAAAAGGACCUCCUGCGCAGGGACAUGCUGUACUAUAAGGGUCGUAUGGACAUGGACCAGAUGGAGGUGGUGGAUGUGGAGGACGGGAAGGAGAAGGACUUCAACGUGUCGGUGAAGAACGCUCUGAAACUGCGCUCGCUGGCGGGGGACGAGGUCCACCUGCUGUGUGCCAAGAAGCCUGAGCAGAAACAACGCUGGCUCCGAGCCUUCCAGGACGAGAGGAGGCAGGUGCAGCACGACCGCGAGACAGGAUUCUCCAUCACUGAGGUCCAGAAGAAACAGGCCAUGCUCAAUGCCUGCAAAAGCCAUCCAGCUGGGAAGCCCAAAGCGGUGACCCGGCCCUAUUGUGACUUCCUGCUCCGUCAGAAGCAGCCAUCUCUGCCCAGCAGCGUGCCCCAGCAGCAGGUCUUCAUGCUGGCUGAGCCCAAACGCAAAGCAACCACCUUCUGGCAAAACAUCGGCAGACUGACGCCUUUCAAGAAGUGAAACGCCAAAGGAAAGGAGAGGAGAGCUCUCUGCUCGUGCCUGAACUUACCUUUUUAUGCCAGAUGCUCUUGUUUUAUAUAUACAUAAUCCUAUCCUAAUUGAUAUACUGAUAUCGUGAAAGAUUAUUAUAAUUAUAUUUUUUUCUUUGAGAAAGCACUUUAUAGGUUGGUUACAAUUAGACUUGGGAAUGGUUCUUCCGGACAUUGUGUGUGUGUGUAUAUACGUUGGGAGACCGUUGCUAGGACUAUUAUACCUGCUACUGCAACCAACAACCGAUUGGUUCCACUACUGCUGCGUGAUCAUGUGACUGCCAAUGAGGCUCCUCUUUAUGAAAGACGUUGACUGGCGACAACAAAUGUUUGUUCCCCCCCCCCCCAGUGUUUUUGUUUUCCGACAAAUGCCAACUGUUCACAGUGCCAGAAACAUGUUGCUUUUGCAUUAUAUUUCUUUCUGGGGAAAAAAGGUGAAAAUUGUGAUAAAAGUUUAUUGUACUUCCA